CCACCCAGUUGUACCCUUUCUCCCGGCUUAUCUCAUCUUCUGCUCUGUGUUUUUUUUCCUAGCUCGCGAGCUAGAACCCCCCCAGAAAUGCCUGUCACGGGACCUGCGUCGCUGUCUUCCUUCUCCACCCUUUUCGUCUUCUUGAUUUUCGCCAAUGUGGCUGUUCUCGUCACCCCCAAGUCCACCAUCGAGCCCUGCUCGAACUCCAACUCUUGCAACGCCCUGCUCGGCUACACCCUCUACACCGACCUCAAAGUCUCCGAGGUCGCCUCUCUCUUCCAGAUAGACCCCAUCUCGCUCCUCACCGCGAAUGCCAUCGACAUCUCGUACCCCGAUGUCGAGAACCACAUCCUCCCUUCGCAGCUCUUCCUCAAAGUCCCCAUCACUUGCUCCUGCGUCGAUGGAAUCCGGAAAUCCGUGUCGACCCGGUACAAAACCCGGCCCUCGGACACCCUCUCGCUGAUUGCGGAUUCCAUAUACUCCGGUCUGGUCUCCUCGGAUCAAAUAAGGGAGGCUAAUUCGAUAUCGGACCCCUCGGUAUUGGACGUGGGGCAGAACUUGGUGGUGCCGCUCCCCUGCACUUGCUUCAAUGGGACCGAUAACUCGUUGCCGGCAAUUUAUCUGUCCUACGUGGUGAAGCCGGUGGAUACAUUGGCAGGCAUCGCAUCCAAGUAUUCCACUACAAUUACGGAUUUGAUGAACGUGAAUGCUAUGGGGAGUUCGGCUAUAGAUGCCGGCGACAUUCUUGCAGUUCCACUGCCAGCCUGUGCUUCUAAUUUUCCAAGAUACGCCUCAGAUUACGGUCUAAUUGUGCCUAAUGGGAGCUAUGCCAUCACAGCAAGCCAUUGUGUGCAGUGCAGUUGUGGGCCGGGAAAUCUCAAAUUGUACUGCAUGCCUGCUUCACUAGCAGUUUCUUGUUCUAGCAUGCAAUGUCGAAACAGUAACUUGAUGCUUGGAAAUGUUACUGCUCAACAGAGCAGUGCUGGAUGCAAUGUCAGUGCGUGUAGCUAUGGUGGUUUUGUCAAUAGCUCGAUCGUCACCACGUUGUCCGCAUCUCUCCAACCGCGAUGCCCAGGAGUGCAGCAAUUUCCUCCGCUUAUAGCCCCACCUUCCUCGGUCAUCAAAGAUUCAACAUUUGCUCCAGCACCCGCCCCGCAAUCGGACGGUGCCAUUUCACCCACGUCUUCGGUGGUGCCAAGUACAAGUUCGCUUCCAGGAUUUAACCCUGCAAAUGCUCCUGCUGGAAGUGCUUCGGGUGUCUCUGCUGCUCGCUCAUUGAUGAAUCCUAUCGACAUUUUACCAGCUGUGGUGACAUUGCUUUUGUUUGUCAAGUUGAUGAUCUUUCCUUCGUUGUGAUUCCACUAGGGUGGCUACCACCAGACGGUGAGGGGUUUUGUUACAUUGAUGUUGCUAUGGCCCGGUAAGAUUGGUUUCCUCGUUUGUCUGCUGUAUCUACGUGUUUCCUUUUCCUUUUUGGUGCCUUAUUUAUUAUUCUAUGGGAUCAAACUUAAUUUUUUUAUGUGGAGACGUGAGACUCUUUCGGAGCAAUUUGUAUCUUUGAUUCAGGGAAGGAACCUGUUUUUUUGCUA
Messenger RNA from Syzygium oleosum, 1589 nucleotides. Its product is annotated as lysM domain-containing GPI-anchored protein 1. NCBI's taxonomy places the organism in Eukaryota, Viridiplantae, Streptophyta, Magnoliopsida, Myrtales, Myrtaceae. Bases 88 to 1356 code for a protein of 422 amino acids. The transcript has 5 exons. The record is from RefSeq and is a predicted model, not a curated record.